GACAAAUAAAAAUGAAUGCUUCUAGUCCUAGGGAUGAUUGAUAAUUUUAUAAAGAGCCCCUAACGGUUUGGUUGGAGUGAGAUCAAGGAAACAGAGAAAAAAUGGCAUCCUCAAGAGCUUGUACCAAACCCAUCAUCUUCCUCUCUGCCUUCACCAAGUCAAAGUUCUCUCAUCAAUAUCAUGUCUCCUUCAUCAACACCACCUCCCACAUACCCAUCUACCCAAAGCUCUCUCAGCAACGUUCCUUGGUGGUCAACAACGUAUUGAAAACAGUUGAGCCGACAGAAAGCUCUUUGCGGAGCUCCAACUCCGAGGAAUUUGGGUCUCUGGGUGAAAAGCCCACCAUCCUGGUCUCCGAGAGACUUGGAGAGGCAGGACUGCAGGUGUUACGCGGUGUUGGACACGUGGAAUGCGCGUAUGAGCUCUCGCAGGAGGAGUUGUGCACGAAGAUCUCGUGCUGUGACGCUCUUAUAGUGAGGAGCGGGACGAAGGUGACAAGGGAAGUGUUUGAAGCUGCCAAAGGAAGGUUGAAGGUUGUGGGAAGAGCCGGCGUGGGGAUUGACAACGUGGAUUUGCAAGCAGCCACCGAAUUUGGUUGCCUUGUCGUUAAUGCGCCAACUGCAAACACUAUUGCCGCUGCCGAGCAUGGGAUCGCUCUCCUCGCUGCCAUGGCCCGCAACGUUGCCCAGGCUGACGCCUCCACCAAAGCUGGAAAAUGGCAGAGAAGCAAGUAUGUGGGUGUUUCCAUGGUUGGAAAGACAUUGGCAGUGAUGGGUUUCGGAAAAGUUGGAUCUGAAGUGGCCAGGCGAGCCAAAGGGUUGGGCAUGCACGUGAUUGCUCAUGACCCCUAUGCUCCUGCUGAUAGGGCACGUGCUAUUGGUGUGGAUCUGGUGUCCUUUGAUCAGGCCAUCACCACUGCAGAUUUCAUCUCCCUCCAUAUGCCACUCACUCCAACUACUAACAAGAUCUUCAAUGACAACACUUUUGCAAAGAUGAAGAAGGGUGUUCGCAUUGUCAACGUUGCAAGAGGAGGUGUUAUUGACGAAGAUGCAUUAGUAAGAGCACUCGACAGUGGAAUCGUUGCUCAGGCUGCUCUUGAUGUCUUCACCGAGGAGCCCCCUUCCAAAGACAGUAAGUUAGUGCAACACGAGAAUGUCACCGUUACCCCUCAUCUUGGAGCUAGCACCAAAGAGGCACAGGAGGGUGUAGCUAUUGAAAUAGCAGAGGCUGUGCUUGGAGCAUUGAAGGGGGAACUUUCAGCCACUGCUGUCAAUGCUCCUAUGGUUGCUCCUGAGGUGUUGUCAGAAUUGGCCCCAUAUGUGGUGCUGGCUGAGAAGCUGGGCAGGCUAGCUGUGCAGUUGGUGUGUGGAGGAAGUGGAAUCAAAUCUGUGAAGGUUGUUUAUCGAUCAGCUAGGGGCCCAGAUGACUUGGACACUAGACUUCUGCGAGCCAUGGUUACAAAAGGCCUCAUUGAACCAAUUUCAAACACCAUUGUGAACCUUGUGAAUGCGGAUUUCAUAGCCAAGCAGAAAGGGCUUCGCAUAAGUGAGGAAAGAGUGGUUGUUGAUUCAUCUCCUGAGCUGCCUGUUGAUUCAAUCCAGGUACAGAUAUCUAGCGUGGACUCCAAAUUUGCGAGUGCUGUAUCAGAGAGUGGUCAGAUAAGCAUUGACGGAAGAGUCAAGUUUGGAGAACCCCACCUGACAUGUGUUGGAUCUUUCGAUGUGGAUGUGAGCUUAGAAGGGAAUCUAAUCCUGUGCCGACAGGUGGAUCAGCCCGGCAUGAUUGGUCGUGUUGGAAACAUACUGGGUGAACAAAACGUGAAUGUGAGCUUUAUGAGUGUGGGAAGGACAUCGCGUAGGAACAAGGCUAUUAUGGCUAUUGGUGUCGAUGAAGAACCAAACAAGGAGGCUCUUGACAAUAUUGGAGCCGUGCCUGCCAUUGAAGAGUUCGUCUUCCUCAAGCUCUAGUACUAGUUGAUAAUGUAAUGGUAUACAAACAAUCAUGCGUAUCUACCUACCAUCUAUGGAUGGUACGUUUUAGAAAGUAAAAUAGCUACUAUUUUGGUUAUAAAGAAAUGUUUUUGUUUUUUUGACAAUUCUCAAGUGCACAUGCACUUCAGAUGAUCUAGAUCUGUUUUUACACCGUAGAAGAGGUAUUUUGAUGGACAAUUUGAGGAAACUUGAAGCUAUGGUAUGUGAAUGUAAUAUAAUUUGGAUUGGAUGAUUCAGAAUAAAACUAGCUGUUUGCAGCUAGUAGUGUGCACCUCUGUGGCCUGUGCAUUGUUUUUCUA
Glycine soja is the source of this 2290-nucleotide messenger RNA. RefSeq names its product D-3-phosphoglycerate dehydrogenase 2, chloroplastic-like. The record is from RefSeq and is a predicted model, not a curated record. Gene Ontology annotation, molecular function: NAD binding; phosphoglycerate dehydrogenase activity. NCBI's taxonomy places the organism in Eukaryota, Viridiplantae, Streptophyta, Magnoliopsida, Fabales, Fabaceae. Bases 102 to 1967 code for a protein of 621 amino acids. The transcript has 5 exons. Gene Ontology annotation, biological process: L-serine biosynthetic process.